Messenger RNA from Yamadazyma jaroonii, 957 nucleotides. Lineage: Eukaryota; Fungi; Ascomycota; Pichiomycetes; Serinales; Debaryomycetaceae. The record is from the annotation of a GenBank genome assembly.
AUGUCAUUCAACUUCACUAGUUUUACUAAAGAUUUAAAAUCUUUUGGUGAUAAAGUCACCAAUGAAUUCAAUAAAGAAGUAUUACCAUUUGCUCAAAGAACUUCAAGAUUAGUUCAAGAAAAAAUCGGUAGAGUCAAUGUUGAUGAUAUAAGUCAAUUACCUUCAGAAUAUGUUGAAUUAUCUAAUAAAUGUAAUAAUAUCGAAAAUUUAUAUAAGAAUGUUUUAAAGAUUACUGCUACUUAUAAUAAUGAAAGUUAUGAUUAUCCGUCAAAUAUUCAAGAAUCAUUUCAAGAAUUCGGUAAAAAUAUCACUACAAGAGUUAGUAACUUAUCAAAAGCAACUACCCCUGCUGAAGCUCAAGCAGCUCUUAUAAAUCCAACAACUGGGGAAUUUCAACCUCCUAAAACUUUAUAUCAUGCAUUAUCAAGAGCUACUGAUGGAUCAGUUUUAACUUCGGAACAAGCUAACGAUCCUUUAAUCAAAGCAUUGGAUUUAUAUUCAUCAAAUUUAAAUAAAAUUGGUAAUGCAAGAUUAGGACAAGAUCAAUUGAUUCAAAAUAAAUUCAAUAAACCUUUAACUGCUACUUUGAGACAAUCGAUUAGUCAAAGUAAUAGUAUUCAAAAGAAAGUAGAAGAAAAAAGAAUUGAUUAUGAUUUAUCAAGAUUGAAUUUAACUAAUUGUACAAAUCCUGCUAAAGAACCUCAAUUAAGAGUUAUUAUGGAAAAUGCUGAAGAUGAAUUUGCUAAUACUGUUGAAGAUGCUAUUAAUGUCAUGCAAAAUGUUUUGGAUCAAGCUAAACCUUUAGAAGAAUUCUUAGAAUUGAUUAAAGCUCAAUUAGCUUAUCAUAAAUUAGCUGCUGAAUUGUUAGGAGGUAUCAUAGGAGAUUUUGAAGGAUACGUUGAAGAGAGUCAAAAAACUAUAUCUACUAGUAGAGAAUCUGGAGAUUUCGAUAUUUAA